Messenger RNA from Archocentrus centrarchus (flier cichlid), 2195 nucleotides. RefSeq names its product protein INSYN2B-like. The transcript has 3 exons. The record is from RefSeq and is a predicted model, not a curated record. NCBI's taxonomy places the organism in Eukaryota, Metazoa, Chordata, Actinopteri, Cichliformes, Cichlidae. The coding region runs from base 72 to 1427 and encodes 451 amino acids.
CACCAUCAGCAGCAUCAAAUGCUACACAUUCUUUAAAUGUGACUCCCUGCACAUUUGUAACUCAAACUGCCAUGUCUUGCACCUCCAUAUCAUAUUACACAACUACACAUCCAGUUGGUCCCCAUGCACCUCACUUAAAUCCAACUUCACCUUCUUAUGCCACUGUCAUUCAAACUGUCUCUCAUUGCAACAUCCCAUGUCAAACUCUGCAAAAUACCUCUUCUGCCAGCACAGGCAUAACCCCUUAUUCCUCCCCCAUCCCGACACUAAAAUCUUGCACUUCUCCGCCUCCGCUUGUGCAAACCUAUGCGUCCACUCUUACAAAUGUUCAACAAUGUGCAACACCAACUAAAGCCAUUCCUCUGUACUCUUCCACAUUUCGUGCUGCACCACCGUACACCCCCCCUUCUCAGACCCCCUACAAUGCUCAGGAUAAGAGGGGCAUUCGACUUCCACCUCCUCCUCCACCGCCUCCACCAUACACACCACGAAAAAAGGGAAAUGAUCCGCCAGGUCCUGCAGUCCGAACACCCAUGCUCAGGGCAGACAGCAAAGUCAGCAACAAAGAUAAAGAUAGAGAGAAGGAAAAAAAGGAGGAUAUAAAAGACUCACCAAAGCUCUGUGAGAGAGCCAGCUCUCUGAAGCACAGAGCUCAAACUCCGCCAGUCGCUGUGAUGAAGGGAGAGAAGCAGUCCUCCUCCUCCUCCUCUCCUGCCAAGGCCUGUUUUAAGCCCAGCUGUCUUAGCUCAGCCCAGGCUCAGCUUGGGGCGCUACACAAAAUGCUCUGCUCAGGAGCCAGCAUCAGGCCCAACACCCCCAACAGCCAACAUGCUCUCCCUCCAAAUCAGCAGGGUUGCUCUGGAUCCAGGGGCUGCUCUGCUUCUGGGGAGCGGCCUACAGCUGGGCCCCUGACUGCCACCCAGGCUGAUACUCUGAGACAGGUCCAGGAAAUUCUGGGAGGGUUGGUGUCUGGAGCCAGGUGUAAAUUAGACCCAUCCAGGGUGACAGAAAAGCUCUUGAGCCCCAACGGACCCCUGCAUGAUAUUCGUAGCUUGCAGAAUCAACUUCACAGCCUGGAGGGGGUCCUGGAGACCAGCCAGAACACCAUUAAGGUCCUGCUGGAUGUCAUUCAAGACCUUGAGAAGAAGGAAGCUGAGAGAGAUGGACAUUCCUACAGAACCGGACAGGACAUUGAGAACUGUGGGACUUGCAGGGACUGUGCGUGCAUCAUCUACAGUGUAGAGCAUGACUUUCGCCUGCAGGAAGGGCAGGUGGUCCGCACAUGGAAGGUGGGCGACCCUCCAGAAGGCUCGCCGCAGUCUCCCACUCCCCAGCCCGGUACACCUCACCAACAGGACUCCCCGCAACCAGUGCGACCCCCUGCCACCACCAAGAAGAACCGGAAGAAAUGCUUCUGGUUCCUCUGAGCACUAGAGGAUGGAGACAUUUUGAUACUAUAAUGCACUGCAUACCUGUCUUCAAAAAAAUUUUUAAAAAAAGAUUACCUGUGGAGAUUUGUUUAAAGGAACAAAUGUUAAAUGAACGGGUGGAUUAAAAAAUACAACUGUGGGUGGAGAAAGAGCUACAAAGGUUACAUUUUAAGCUGUUUCUGUUGGAGUCGAAAGUAAUGGUUUGAAUGGGCGGCACAUGUUGUUACUGCUCUUAAAAAUGCCUCUUCAACACUUACAGGUUUGACACCGGUGCAGGGAAGUAAAAGUGCUGAAGCCAAAUAAAAGUAAAAGUUCAUUCCACAAUAUGACUCACAGUUAGGAAGCAAUUAGGAGAUAUAAAAAGAAUAUAUAGCGGCUAAGGGGCACAGUACGAGCGGCAGUACAGCAGAUACGAUGGAGCAUAUUUAUAAAUGAUGUAAUGAAUAGAGUUUAUGGGCAGAGAGAUAAAGAGAAGUAGGACUUAUCUUCAUUAAUGGACUAAUGAGGGUCAGAACACCAGCUUUUAUAUCCAGAGACAUUAAAAAAAAAGAAUUAUUAUGACCUGUAUUUAAAAGUUUUAUUAUACUGUAAUUGAAGAGAAAAAAAAAAACUACACAUGACUACAUGCACAUACAGCACACACACAAACACACAAAAGAGCAAAUAAAUAGACACAUUUACAUCAAAGGCAUAUAUGACUUGAGAGAAUGGUGAGCUGAGUUCUGAAUAUGUCAGAGCUGUUAUGCUUGGAUGCUAUAUUUCAGA